AUGGGUAAAGGCUCAAGGGCAAGCACGUCCAAAGAUCAUGAGGAUAGUGCUACGACUUUGGAGGCACAGAACAAGAACAAGAAAAGAAAGUGUAUUAUUGAUAAUGGUAGAGCAACCAGUAAUCCAAAACCAAAGGAAAAUGCUAAACCAGAAGGCCUUCAAAUCACGCUUGAAUCCCACAUUUAUGCCUAUGAGCUCCCAAAGAUGCCACCAGUUCAGAGAAAUUUUGGCAGCUUAGUUAAGAAUAAUAGAUACUCCACACUUUUUGAGAAGCAGUUGCAAGAAAAAGAAUUCAAGGAAUAUCGUCUUUACUUGAGCAAAACAGCUGUAGAAAAGUUGCUCUUUCCAUUGUUAAGGAAUGAAGAGCUGCGACAUAAUGUCAUUCGUCAAGGAAUUCCAGUCACGGCGUAUGAUGUACAAGGCAAUGCAUUUCCGAUGCAGUUCAAGCAAAGUACAGGCAAGCAGAAGCGCUAUAUGCUUACUAAAGGGUGGACAAGAUUCUGUAAUCGACAUGGCCUACGAGAGUUUAAAGAUUUUGUUACGUUGUGGAUGUUCCGCCAUAAAGAAACGGACAGGCUUUGCUUUGUCAUCUCCUUUAGAACAUUUGACUAUUUGGAUCAUGGCAUCAAGCAGAGGCCAAUCAAUAAUUAG
Quercus robur (English oak) is the source of this 651-nucleotide messenger RNA. RefSeq names its product putative B3 domain-containing protein At4g03170. The transcript has a single exon. The record is from RefSeq and is a predicted model, not a curated record. Gene Ontology annotation, molecular function: DNA binding. NCBI's taxonomy places the organism in Eukaryota, Viridiplantae, Streptophyta, Magnoliopsida, Fagales, Fagaceae. Bases 1 to 651 code for a protein of 216 amino acids.